Messenger RNA from Pogonomyrmex barbatus (red harvester ant), 3556 nucleotides. RefSeq names its product cullin 3 (gene Cul3). NCBI's taxonomy places the organism in Eukaryota, Metazoa, Arthropoda, Insecta, Hymenoptera, Formicidae. Gene Ontology annotation, molecular function: ubiquitin protein ligase binding. Gene Ontology annotation, cellular component: cullin-RING ubiquitin ligase complex. The record is from RefSeq and is a predicted model, not a curated record. Gene Ontology annotation, biological process: ubiquitin-dependent protein catabolic process.
CCGACGUACGGCGAUAUCAUCGCGACACGGCGAUCCUACGAAUGUUACGCACACAGUGCCGUUGGUUGGUGGUCGUGAUUCAUGUGUCGCGGGGAUCGUUCGUGGGUUGCGAAUAGUGGCGGAUACCCCGUGCUGUCGACGGUGGUGUUGUUGACGCAACGACGAGACUCCGUGUCGCCGUCGCUCCCGUGCGGUCCUGCCGUUAUCGCGCCCCACGACAAUUAUGUCACGAGGACAGCCGCGCUCGCGCUCGUGCACGACGCCUCAUUAAGAUCAACGGUGAGCGAUCAUCCACCGCCGCGAGUCGGGCCUCUUGUGGCGACGGCCGAGACAGAAGACUCGGCCCCCUCAGCUUGUUGACAGGAAUAUCGCAAAUAUUGCCCUCACGAUCGAGGCUCCGUCGGUGUGUCUGGCCUGGUCCGUCUGUCCGUCUCUCUCGCUCGUACUUUCCGUUUCCCUUUCCCCUUCUCCCUCCCUUGCUCCGUCUCACUUUCUCUCGCUCGCUCCCUCUCGCGCUUGUAGCCCGCUCGUCGUCGCUCUUCCCUUCAAUCGUCGAAAGCGCGCACCUUUAUAUCCCUGUCAGCCUCGGUAUAUCGCCUGCCGGAACGGAGGAACGAGAACUCACGAACCACGAAGAGCGGCAUCGGAGCGGUGUUAAAUGUGCUCGGCCGCGUGGUGGUGGAGGAAGAAGGGAUUAUUCGACAUCGGUCCUCACCACGUUGUCUCCGCGAGUGUCGUCCAGUGAUCGUACACACGUAUCACUCUCCUUCGCACACGGCGACGGUGUGAUCAUCGGCUCUGUUACCCGUAACGUAAAUGGGUGCCCGCCUCGCUUAGGAAGGGACAAGAGUUCAGAGGGCUGUGGUGGUGAUCCGUGCGUGUCGAUGCGCACGCGGCGUCGUGCGCUCGCCGAGCUAGCAUUCACGUCGGGACGGCGGGAUUUCUGAGGAGAUAGAGAGAGGUAUCUUCGACGCGCGCCCGAGACCUCGAAAACCCGACAUGAUGAAGAGUUCUCUGAUAAAGAAGGAGAGCAAGAUGCGCAUACGUGCUUUCCCGACAACUAUGGAUGAGAAGUAUGUAGAAAGCAUUUGGACUUUACUGAAGAGCGCUAUUCAAGAGAUACAGAAGAAAAAUAAUUCUGGCCUCAGUUUUGAAGAACUUUAUCGCAAUGCUUACACAAUGGUUCUUCACAAGUAUGGUGAACGAUUGUAUACUGGACUGAAAGAAGUUGUAACGCAGCAUCUUGAAAAUAAAGUACGAGAGGAUGUUCUUCGUUCCUUGCAUAACAAUUUUCUACAAACUUUAAAUCUAGCAUGGAAUGAUCACCAAACAUCAAUGGUGAUGAUCAGGGAUAUCUUGAUGUACAUGGAUAGAGUAUAUGUUCAACAGAACGAUGUAGACAAUGUGUAUAAUCUUGGAUUAAUUAUUUUUCGAGAUCAGGUGGUCAGAUAUGGAUGUGUUAGAGAUCAUUUACGAGAAACAUUAUUAGGUAUGGUUGCAAGGGAAAGAAGAGGAGAAGUCGUAGAUCGUAGCGCUAUAAAAAAUGCCUGCCAAAUGUUAAUGUUACUUGGAAUUAACAAUCGCCAAGUUUACGAAGAAGAUUUUGAAAGGCCUUUUUUACAACAAAGUGCUGAGUUUUAUAGAAUGGAAUCUCAAAAAUUUCUGGCAGAAAAUAGUGCAUCGGUAUAUAUAAAAAAAGUUGAAGCCAGAAUCUGUGAAGAAUCUGAAAGAGCGAAACACUAUUUAGAUGAAUCCACUGAAUCACGAAUAGUAGAAGUUGUGGAAGAAGAAUUAAUCAAAAUUCACAUGAAAACCAUUGUUGAGAUGGAAAACAGUGGUGUAGUGCACAUGCUCAAAAAUCAGAAAACAGAAGAUCUUGGUUGUAUGUAUAAACUAUUUUCAAGAGUGUCAGACGGAUUGCGCACUGUGUGCGACUGUGUAUCUCAAUUUCUUAGAGAGCAAGGCCGCGCUUUAGUGCAAGAAGAGCAUGAAUCAACAACAAAUGCCGUUCUUUACGUCCAAAACUUGUUAGAUUUAAAAGAUCGUUUUGAUCAUUUUCUACAUUAUUCUUUCAAUAACGACAAAAAUUACAAGCAAAUGAUAGCAUCGGAUUUUGAAUACUUUCUGAACUUAAAUCCUAAAAGCCCAGAAUAUCUCUCGCUCUUCAUCGAUGACAAAUUGAAAAAAGGCGUCAAAGGGAUGACAGAACAGGAGAUUGAAGGAAUUCUAGAUAAAACUAUGGUGUUAUUCCGUUUCUUACAAGAGAAGGAUGUAUUUGAACGAUAUUAUAAGCAACAUUUAGCCAAGCGAUUAUUGUUGAAUAAAUCUGUUUCAGAUGAUAGCGAAAAGAAUAUGAUAUCCAAACUUAAGACUGAAUGUGGAUGUCAAUUCACAUCCAAGUUGGAGGGAAUGUUUAAGGAUAUAACAGUCAGCAACACUAUUAUGGACGAAUUUAAAGAUCAUGUUCUUUCAUCUGGUACAAAUUUACAUGGUGUGGACAUAAGCGUCCGAGUGCUCACAACUGGUUUCUGGCCAACGCAGUCAGCAACUCCCAAGUGCAGUAUGCCUACUGCUCCGCGCGAUGCCUUUGAUGCCUUCCGGCGUUUCUAUCUGGCUAAACAUAGCGGUCGACAAUUAACAUUACAACCACAAUUAGGUUCUGCUGAUCUGAACGCUGUAUUCUACGGACCACGAAGAGAAGAGAGUAAUUGUGGAGGUUUAGAUACUCCUUCGUCGUCGAGUUCUAUUGGAAAUGGUAGUAGUGCAAGUGGUAGUUUAGUCAGCCAGAGAAGCAGUCUGUGUAGUACGCCACGAAAGCAUAUAAUACAAGUUUCCACUUAUCAAAUGUGCGUGUUAAUGCUCUUCAAUAAGAGGGACAGAUUAACAUAUGAGGAAAUUCAAGGUGAAACCGAUAUUCCAGAGAGGGAUUUGGUCAGAGCAUUACAAUCUCUUGCAAUGGGUAAAGCUACGCAAAGAAUUUUACUUAAACAUCCUCGUACUAAGGAAAUUGAAUCUACAAAUUGUUUUUGCGUGAAUGAUAGUUUUACCAGUAAAUUACACAGAGUAAAGAUCCAGACCGUAGCAGCAAAAGGAGAAUCUGAACCUGAAAGAAGAGAGACGCGCAAUAAAGUUGAUGAAGAUCGGAAACAUGAAAUUGAAGCAGCCAUCGUACGAAUUAUGAAAGCUCGGAAGCGUAUGCCACACAAUAUACUUGUAACAGAAGUAACAGAACAGUUAAGAGGUCGAUUUUUGCCUUCACCUGUAAUAAUUAAGAAACGUAUCGAAGGCUUAAUCGAACGAGAAUACUUGGCUCGUACACCAGAAGAUCGAAAGGUGUACACAUAUGUUGCUUAAUGCUAUGUUCAAUAUUGGAUGUGUACAAACAUUAUGCCAAAACAGUGGAGAACGAAUCUGUAAGAGAUGCGGAAUUUAACGGAUAAAAUAUGAACAUGAGAUUAAAUAAAAACGAAGAUCUUAAUAAAAUGCUGAGGUUCAAUUCAAAUAUAUAUUGCACAGAUUCAUGUUGUACCGAAGAAAGAUGAAUGAUUGGUGUUGU